GCAAUGACAGAAGGUAGCACAAUUUGAAAAGAAAUACUUCAUGUUACCAAGAUGUCCAUGGCAUGGAUCUCUGCUCUGCUGCUGCUACAACUGAGUUGUUAUUUCAACUCUGGGAGCUGUGGAAAGGUGCUGGUGUGGCCGAUGGAAUACAGCCACUGGAUGAGCAUGAAGAAUAUAAUAGAGGAACUUAUCCAGAGGGGACAUGAGGUGACAGUCCUGAGACCUUCAAGUUUCAUUUUUGUUGAUGUGAAUUCAUCAUCUGGAAUUAAAUUUGAAACAUUUCCUUCAUCUGUCAGUAGAGAGCAACUGGAAGAAUUUUAUUCUCAGUUGCUCACUAAGUUGAUUAAUAUUGGGUCAAUAGAUUCAUGUUUAUUUUGUUUUCUAAACUCAGAUGACUUUUCUAAAGCUUUUUCUGACAAUGUUCACUUUUUCUGUAAAGAAGCAGUCUCAAACAAGAAGCUUAUGACAAAACUCCACGAAUCAAGAUUUGAUGUCCUUCUUGCAGAUCCCAUUGCUCCCUGUGGUGAGCUGCUGGCUGAGCUUCUAAAAAUACCUUUUGUGUACAGUCUCCGCUUCUCUCCUGGCUUCCAAGUGGAAAAACAUGGUGGAGGGCUUAUAGUUCCUCCUUCUUAUGUACCUACUAUGCUUUUAGGACUAGGUGGUCAAAUGAGUUUCAUUGAGAGGGUAAAAAAUAUGAUAGGUAUGCUUUUAUUUGAAGGUUGGUUUGAAAUAUUUAAUGAGAAAAAUUGGAAUCAAUUUUACAGUGAAACUUUAGGAAAACGCACAACAUUAUAUGAGACAAUGGCAAAGGCAGAAAUGUGGCUCAUUCGAAGCUACUGGGAUUUGGAAUUCCCUCGGCCCAGCUUACCAAAUUUUGAUUUUGUGGGAGGACUCCACUGCAAACCUGCCAAACCUCUGCCUAAGGAAAUGGAAGACUUUGUGCAGAGCUCUGGGGAACAUGGUGUCGUGGUGUUUUCUCUGGGGUCCAUGAUCAGCAGCAUGACAGAAGAAAGGGCCAAUGCAAUUGCUUCAGCCCUUGCACAGAUUCCACAAAAGGUUCUUUGGAGAUUUGAUGGCAACAAACCAGAUACCUUAGGACCCAAUACUCAAUUGUACAAGUGGCUUCCUCAGAAUGACCUACUUGGUCAUCCAAAAACGAGAGCUUUUGUCACUCAUGGUGGAGCCAACGGUGUUUACGAGGCGAUCUACCAUGGGAUCCCUAUGGUGGGCAUUCCUUUGUUUGGGGAACAGUAUGAUAACAUUGCUAACAUGGUGGCUAAAGGAGCAGCUGUCAAAGUGAAUUUCAUUACAAUAACAAGUACAGAAUUGCUAAAUGCACUGAAGACGGUCCUUAACAGCCCUUUUUAUAAGGAGAAUGCUAUGUGGUUGUCAACUAUUCACCAUGAUCAGCCCAUGAAGCCCCUGGACCGAGCAGCCUUCUGGAUAGAGUUUGUCAUGCGCCACAAAGGGGCCAAGCACCUGAGGCCACUUGCCCAGAACCUCACCUGGUACCAGUACCACUCACUGGAUGUGAUUGGGUUCCUACUGGCUGGUGUGGUGAUCAUUACUUUCCUUGUCAUAAAAUGUUGCCUGAUUUGUUCUCGAAAUUUUGUGAAGAUGGUAAAGAAGCAAAAGAGGGAGUAAAACUCCUUCAGAUUUAAUGUGUUACAAGUGAGGCAAUUUCAUUUAAGUCAACCACCAUGGAUUAAAACAUUACAAAGAUGAUCCUCCAUAUUUUACAACACCUUUGCUUUCUUGAUUUACAUAUAUAUUGUAAUCCUGUUUAAGGAAUAUGUAAUUCUAAUUGCAGAACUCCUAUGAUAAUUGUACUUGACUAUUGACAUGUACAUUACCAUAAAUAUUUUAAUAAAUGAGACUCACUGAAGCCACAUGUGGGAGGUCUCACCAGGAGUGAAUGAUGAAACUGAAGGAUGAAACUGAGGGACAAAAGGGGAUAGGCUCUGUGGGAAUUGAGUGGUUAAAAUAAGAGUCAAAAGUACACCAAUAACUAUAUGGAUAGGCAAAACACAGACAGGCUGUGUGAGGGACGAAUUGUUAAAUUGGACAAAAUCACACAGGCCUUAUGAAAAUCAAAUGGGUAAAAAAGCAAGAAGUUUAGAUUUGUAAGUAUGUUUUGUAGUACUCCACUGUAUGAAAAAAAAAUGACAUAUUGGCUGUUUCCAAGAUUCAGCUAUUAUUGACUCGGCUUCCAUAAACACUGUUGCACAUAUAAUGCUAUGCUUUGAUGUUUUUAAUUUUUUGGGGGAAGA
Molecule: messenger RNA, 2270 nt
Organism: Fukomys damarensis (Damara mole-rat)
Lineage: Eukaryota; Metazoa; Chordata; Mammalia; Rodentia; Bathyergidae
Product: UDP-glucuronosyltransferase 2B15
Exons: 7
Coding region: 52-1644 (530 amino acids)
Molecular function (GO): UDP-glycosyltransferase activity
Source: RefSeq, a predicted model, not a curated record